Dioscorea cayenensis subsp. rotundata (Guinea yam) is the source of this 1063-nucleotide messenger RNA. RefSeq names its product V-type proton ATPase subunit E-like. The coding region runs from base 89 to 766 and encodes 225 amino acids. Gene Ontology annotation, biological process: proton transmembrane transport. NCBI's taxonomy places the organism in Eukaryota, Viridiplantae, Streptophyta, Magnoliopsida, Dioscoreales, Dioscoreaceae. Gene Ontology annotation, cellular component: proton-transporting two-sector ATPase complex, catalytic domain. Gene Ontology annotation, molecular function: proton-transporting ATPase activity, rotational mechanism. The record is from RefSeq and is a predicted model, not a curated record. The transcript has 6 exons.
UCUCUUUCCAUCGUCUUUGUCUUUGCUUCUCUUCGAUCUUGCGCUCUUUCUCGUAGUUUUUGUGAGAGCUUCCAGAUCUCGAUCGAAGAUGAAUGAUGCGGAUGUCUCCAAGCAGAUCCAGCAGAUGGUGCGGUUCAUCCGCCAGGAGGCGGAGGAGAAGGCCAACGAGAUCUCCGUCUCCGCCGAGGAGGAGUUUAACAUUGAGAAAUUGCAACUAGUUGAAGCUGAGAAGAAGAAGAUCAAGCAGGAGUAUGAGCGCAAAGAAAAGCAGGUUGAAAUUCGGAAGAAAAUUGAAUAUUCCAUGCAGUUGAAUGCUUCUCGGAUAAAAGUUCUUCAAGCACAGGAUGAUCUAGUGAACUCCAUGAAGGAGACUGCUGCAAAAGAACUUCUGCACGUUAGCCAUAAUCACCAUGCUUAUAAGCAUCUCCUCAAAGAACUGAUUGUACAGAGUUUGCUAAGAUUGAUGGAACCAGCUGUGCUGCUACGUUGUCGGAAAGAAGAUGUUGAGCAUGUUGAGUCAAUCUUGCAAUCUGCAAAAGAGGAAUAUGCAGAGAAAGCAAAUGUUCAUCACCCUGAUAUUUUGAUUGAUAACAUUUACCUGCCAUCUGCCCCCAGCCAUCAUAAUCCUCAUGGGCUGCACUGCUCUGGAGGGGUUGUUUUAGCUUCUCGAGAUGGGAAGAUUGUGUGUGAAAACACACUUGAUGCACGCCUGGAAGUUGUCUUCCGCAAGAAGCUGCCAGAGAUCCGGAAGCGGCUUUUCGCAUAAGCACUGUGAUGUGAUUGUCUGCUGCAGACUCCCAGAUUUUGGUUUCAAAUUAUUUGAAACAGUGAUCAGAUUUGCUAUUUGGAGUCUCAAAAGUAUUUAUUGUAUUACUUAAAAAAAUCUUUAUUAUUUGUUAUUUGAACUUGUGAGCUAUGGUGUCAUAAGUAUCAACUCAGUUUGUUGUGCUCGUUAUCCUCCAUAAGAUUGAGAACUGUUUUUUGAAUUUGGCAGCCCAAAAUCAUGUAAAACCUCUUCUUUUUGGCAAAUAAUAUUAUUAUGCUUUAUUGGGAUGCAAAUAAA